Molecule: messenger RNA, 3920 nt
Organism: Lytechinus pictus (painted urchin)
Lineage: Eukaryota; Metazoa; Echinodermata; Echinoidea; Temnopleuroida; Toxopneustidae
Exons: 4
Coding region: 738-1418 (226 amino acids)
Source: RefSeq, a predicted model, not a curated record
AUACCAUGUAAUCCCGUGUGUGCUGUGGUUGGUUCAGCACACGUGUGAAGUAAUCGGGCACUUCAGAACUUGACUGUUGGAGAAAGAGCCUUGUGUGUGUUGACAACUUGUCACUUGUCUUAUUACACAGCAACCUGUCAUCACUUCGUUAUUUUCUAGUGAUAUCAAGGAUUGUGAGCACUUCACCAUCAUCAUCAUCUAGCUAGCUACCCGACUCUGCAUGCCUUGUACCUCUCUUCAGAGGAGCGAUAUAUAUAAACCUGAUUCAUUUCAUCUUGAAGCGCCUUCUUGAAAUCUCCGCGUACAACAUUUGCUUUUUCUUCAAACUUUCUGUGAUUAUCCCAUUGGGACAUUCGAAGGUUGUGGACAUUCAGUUUGACUUGGUUUGUGAGAGCAUGGAGCUAUGAUGAGAGAAUGAAGGGCGAACUCCUCUGAGCUGAGCUACGCAUUUUGAACUUGACACGCUUGACAUCGCCAUUUUUAUCAAACUUCAAUUUCGCUUGAUAAGACUCAAAGAAGUUUUGGAGUUGUCCCCGAUUCAAGUUCAGAGUUUUUGAUAAUCACGGUCACAUGCUGUGUACACCGUAUUGUUUAUGACAACUGCCCUGGCUUUGGGGAUAAGAAUUUGCUUGCUGCCCAAGUUUAUUUGAGUGUCUCUGCGUGAAUGAUGUUGUGAUGAGGAAACUCUCCUUUGUACGCUGUUAACCAAGGACAUAAUUAUACCUGCAGAUUCCAAGAUGGAUCGCCUCAUGCUUUUGCCAGUUUUCAUCAUUUUCACGCAAGUUCUUCUAACUUUCCAAUCAGAAGCACAAUCUUCGAGCCGAUCUGGUAGGCGACAAGGGUUUCUGAAUGGACGUCGAGGCGAGAUGGAUGGUGAUCUCGACCUCUCCGUGGUCGUCGAGCGUCGUCCACCCACUGACAACCGAAGACCUGGUCAUCGUGAUGUGGCAUUAGCAAGCUUAGAGAUCCUUGUAGCCGGACAACGGACCAAAAAACCAACAACGCCAGCACCUAAACAAGUUACUCGCCGCCCCCUUCCUGUGUGUCGGAACGGUGGUAUCCGACUUCUGGGUAGUUUCUGCUACUGCACUUCCAAGUUUAUGGGCCGGUACUGUGAAAUCUACAGGUACAACAGCAGCUGCGGACGCGUACCGCACGGCAGAUGGGUGUAUCUGAACUGCAAUAGCUGCCAUUGCGUGGCCGGUGUUCUCAAAUGCCAACCCCAUGUGAUGCCCGGUUGUGAUAUUCAAUCAGAAGUGUCAACCACGGUGUCUCUACCAAAUGAUGACGACGAUGAACUCGUGGCGUUCGAGUACAACAGCGCCACCAGGCGGUCUUAUCAUAACUGGAUAGUUGUCUCGUCGCUGAUGAUGGCAGUUUUGAUGUGUCGGAUUCUUAUCAGCAUACCAGAUAGAUAGCACACCAUAUAAACUUUUAGAGAGGAUAUUGUAAAUAGAUGUACAUAGAGAUGAUUUAUUUUAGAUAAGUUAUUCUAUCGUGUCCUAAUUAGUACCGUGUUCAACCUUAUGAUGUCCGCUCUCAAUACCCGGCUUUAUGGUCUUUUCUUUCCCGCGCUGUCGGUUAUUUUUUCUUUCUCCUGUCCCCCUUUCUUCCUCUCCUGCUCUCUCACUCUUCUCUCUCUCUUUCUCCCUCUCGCCUCUCUAUACUUAUCUUUAUUCUCUCUUGCACCUUCAUACAGAGCCAGCCUUCAACUAUACGUCACGAACUGCUGUUCUCUCUUUCCCCUCUUCCUUUCUGUUUACCUCUCUUCAAUCUCUAUCAAUCUAUGUUUUUUCUCUCCCACGCACUUUCCUUUACUUCCCCUUCUCCCCCCAUACACUCUUUGCCAGUGGGUUAAAUACUCAUUUUGGUUUUGUACAUCCCAUUCUAUCUAUUUGACUUGAUCUCGGAAGAGACGUGACAUCAAAUUUCCCGUUCCGUCCAAACUGAUGUACCAGAAUUUAUGUGAAGCAGUACUCAGGUUAUUGCCUUUGGUGUUUUCCACCCUUGGUACAUGAAGUUCACGAAAACUUGAAUUAUUUAAUGUUCUUCAGCAAAAUAACUCGAUACAUUUUGCUUUUUCGAAGUUAAUAUUUACUUUAUGAUUGCAAAAUAGUACUCUGUUAGUAUUGAUUAAAGUUACAUCUUUUUAAAUUCAAGCGCAAGAAGUUGUGUCAAAAUGAAUGUCAGUUGUUCAUACUAGAACGAAGUCGUUCUAUGAAGCCGUCUGUUUUUUUUAACGUUUUUUUUCUAGACAGUAUAAUGUUCUUAUGGAAAUUUUAUCUGAAUCUAUAUAUUAAGUGAAAAGUAGUUAUUUCUAUUGCACGACAAUCGUUGUUUUGAUGUAAUUUAUCGCUGUAGGGCACACCUAGGCCCCGUAACACAAAGGUAAGUGAUUAAUCGUAUGCUUGAUUUUUACGAUUGAUUGUACGUUGUAGCCAAUGUAAUCAAUCGUAGAAAAAUGUUCUACGAUCAUUGCUAAGCUUUGUGUUAUGGACCACUGGUGAUUCGAAAUCAUUAACUCUUCCUUGAUUUAACUCUUAUAUUGAAAACCUAAAUGAAUGAUAUUAGAAGAAGGGGCGGCAUUAGAAAUCAGUGGGUAGUGAUGAUUUUCAUUUAAACAGAUGACAAAAAUGUGAAAAAAAAAUGAACAGGUAAAAAAGGAACAGAUGAAAAAGGGAGAAAAGAAAAAAAAAGUUUGGAAAGAAGACUUGAUCGUGUAAUUACGAAAUAGUUGUUUAUUAUUUAACAAGUCGGACACCAACCCUUGAGUUAUUCUGCCGCCUAUAUUUGAAUACCGUGAUGCCGCCCCUAAUUUUAGGUCAAGAACAGGGGGCAAAAUCCGUUCUCAUUGUAUGUUGGUACGUAUACUGGGAAUGUGAAUUCCUGAUUUUCUUCAUACCCCGUUUAAAAACAUAUUAGGAGGUGGGGGACGUAUUCAUUUUGUAAACGUAUGCUACACAUGUAUAUUUUGUACAACCCAAGAGCGAUUCACAGGGAUCAUUAAUUUCGCAUUUUCGAUAGCAUUACACUGCAAACACUCCGGUGUUGAUUUAACACCAGCCCGGAAUCUAUACUACAUGUCCACACCAGAGAAGUAUUGAAACAACACCAGUUUGGAAUCAAAUCGAUGUUGUUUUAAUACUAAUUGGUGUUGUACAAACACCUAUCUGGUGUUAGAUCAAAACGAAACUGGUGUUGUUUAACACUUCUCUGGUGUGGACAUAUACAGAUUCCGGGCUGGUGUUAAAUCAACACCAGAGUUUUUGCAGUGUACUGACACUGAGGGAUCGCCCUCACCCAUCUAUUUUCCUCGCUGUAUGACAUCGUUAUUAAACAUUUUUACAAAACGGGAUGUGCAAACACUGCACUGCAAAAACGCCGGUGUUAAUUCAACACCAGCCUGGUAUCUAUAUCGUUCCAUACCAGAGAGGUGUUGAAACAACACCGGUUUGGCGUUGUAGGCUAACACCAAUCGGUUUGAUUCUUAAGUGGUGUUGUUUCAACGCUUCUCUGGUGUGGAUCGAUACAGGUACCGGACUGGUGUUAAAUCAACACCGGUGUUUUUUGCAGUGUUGUUGAUACUAAUUGGUGUUGGUACUGGAUGGGUAAAUUGGUCUCACCUAUCCUCGCCUGCAGCACUGAAUGUUGGUCUACAAAGAUAAUUAUCAGUAAAUAGAUCAACAUCAUUAUCUUGUCCGUCCCAAUACCAUCUUCAUUUUAGUUCGGUGUUAUGUCUGGGGAUACAGUCACCAUCCUCAUCAAUACCGUAUUCGAAUUGACCCAUUGACUUUGCCAACGUAUAUUGCUCAUAUUUGUGUUAUGUUUUCCUCGUGUCUCUUUAUUCUGUUAUACCGCCGAUGCCUAUUCUGAAAUGUUUAUGUCUAAUAAAUCUACAGUUAUUUUUCUUGUUUUACGCA